Entamoeba dispar SAW760 is the source of this 777-nucleotide messenger RNA. RefSeq lists its product as uncharacterized. The coding region runs from base 1 to 777 and encodes 258 amino acids. The record is from RefSeq and is a predicted model, not a curated record. The transcript has a single exon. NCBI's taxonomy places the organism in Eukaryota, Evosea, Mastigamoebida, Endamoebidae.
AUGACAAUAGAUAAUCCAACUAUAACAACAACUAACAAUGGAACCAUUCAACUAACAAGUGACAAUUAUAUUAAUAAUAUAACAUUAAAAACUAAUGUAAAACCAUCAAGUCAAACUAAAACAAUUAAUAUUACAGAAAACGGUACUACUACUGUUACUCCAGAUAAUAAUAUACCGUAUUUAGACUCUGUAAUAAUAAAUACAAAUGUACAACCUACAGAAGAAACAAUAAAUAAAACAUAUACAGAAAGUGGUUAUUACGAAAUAAAAAAAACAGACAAUUACUACUUAAAACAAGUAAAUCUAACAAUAAAUAUACCUCAAAUAAAUGGAAUAAAUUACUCAUUAGAUGACUCAUCAACUUACGAUUUAACACCACAAGGAAUGACAAUAAACGAAAUACAAAAUGCAGCACAAGAUACAACAAUAUUCCCAACAGAUUUAACAUAUACAAACAAUGUAGCACUAAUAAAACCACUAGGAACAUACCCAAUAAGAAUUGACACAACAGGAGCAGGAGAUACAACAAUAAUAAAACAUAAAGAUGGAGGACUACAAAUAGAAGAAGGAGCAGACGGAAAAACUUACAGAUUUUAUCCAGAAAAAAGCUAUUGUUAUUUAAUUAAAAACGCAGAUACUAUAAGACUCAUGGAUCAAAACAAUACUCAUAUGUUCUCAGCUACAAUGAAAGCACAAUCAGAUACAAUAGACAGUCUAUACAUAACAGACUCCUUACUAUUAACAACAUUUAAAAACGCAUUCUUUCCAACUUAUUAA